Messenger RNA from Gigantopelta aegis, 2392 nucleotides. RefSeq names its product G2/mitotic-specific cyclin-A-like. The record is from RefSeq and is a predicted model, not a curated record. Gene Ontology annotation, cellular component: nucleus; cyclin A2-CDK2 complex; cytoplasm. Gene Ontology annotation, molecular function: cyclin-dependent protein serine/threonine kinase regulator activity. The transcript is spliced from 9 exons. Gene Ontology annotation, biological process: regulation of cyclin-dependent protein serine/threonine kinase activity; mitotic cell cycle phase transition. Bases 221 to 1504 code for a protein of 427 amino acids. Lineage: Eukaryota; Metazoa; Mollusca; Gastropoda; Neomphalida; Peltospiridae.
AUUCAAUCAGUUGAAAGCAACAUCACGAGAGCUGUGACCUAUGUUCAGAAAAUAAUUUUACAAAACUUAUGUUUUGUGACUGCAAGUCAUUCAUUGCAGUACAUAUUAGCAUUGCAUUUUACCAGUCAAGUACCUUUUAAGUCUGAUAUUUUUGUGAUAAGUAUUAUAAAGGAAUUAUUUGCAGAUAUUACAGCGAAGUAUCAACGGUCGGACUUUAAGCAUGUCGGUUGUACAUGGUACGAGCUUCCAGAGCGUUUCAAACGCUGAAAAUGAACAAUUUCAAAAUGGAAAGACGACGAAACGUGAUGUUUUGACAAACAAAGGUUCAAAUGCACUUGUUCCAAAACGGACGGCACUCGGCACCAUCACGAAUCAAAUAAGAGUUCAACCAUCCCGUGCAGCAAAGGGACAAAGUGAAAAUGCGUCGGCGAAACAAAAGUCUUGCUGUGUUCAACUUGAUACGUUCUCGAUAUUUGUUGAUGAACCAAAGGAAAACGCCACCAAACCAUUGUGUGCAUCAAAUAAAAGCAAUACUGCCCUGAGAGAAAUUCAGCUGAAUAAAGCCUUGACGUCCUUGCCUUCCACAGAGGAAGCUUUGACCUCCUUGGAAUCCGUGGAAACGAUUGCUGAUGAUGAAGAUUUGGCGUCUCCGAUGGUUCUGGAUACGACUCUGGACACCAUAUCGGACAAGACUCCAUUGGAUCGAGAGGCUGUAAUACUUGACGUACCAGAAUAUGCUGAAGAUAUUUUUGUUUAUCUCCAGGAAGCGGAGUUGAAGAACCGACCAAAGCCUGGAUACAUGAAGAAGCAGCCUGACAUCACAAACUCGAUGAGAAGUAUUCUGGUUGACUGGCUGGUCGAAGUGUCUGAAGAGUACAAGAUUCACAGGGAGACGCUGUUUCUUGCCGUCAACUACAUUGACAGGUUUCUCUCCCAGCUGUCUGUGUUGAGGGGCAAGCUUCAGCUCGUUGGGGCAGCCAGCAUGUUUUUGGCUGGAAAAUAUGAAGAAAUUUACCCCCCAGAUGUUUUGGAAUUUGUCUACAUCACAGAUAACACAUACACUAAACAACAGGUAUUGCGUAUGGAACAUCUCAUCCUGAAAGUUCUUUCAUUUGACAUCGCUGUCCCGACGACAAACUGGUUCUGUGAGAGAUUGCUCAAACUCGACGAAGCCGACUCCAAGACAGAAUCUCUAGCUUUUUACCUUGCGGAGUUGACAAUGAUUGACAGUGAUCCAUUCCUAGACUAUGUGCCCAGUGUUUUGGCAUCUUCGGCACUGUGUUUAGCCAACUACACGCUCGGAAGAGAACCAUGGUCGGCCACGUUGGAGCGACACACUGGGUACAAGUUGUGUCACUUCUACAAGUGUCUGGAGGAUCUGUUCAAAACAUUCAACAAUGCUCCCAGUCAUCCGCAGCAAGCCAUCAGGGAAAAGUACAAAGCAUCGAAAUUUCAUGAAGUGUCAACGUUAAGUCCACCAGUGUCGCUGGCUUUGCUGGUGUAAGAUGCGAUUGUUACGGAUACCCUUGUUCUUUCACACACAAAAUUAGUCGACCUGCCAGUCACAGAGCUCAACCAACACCAGACAUCUUGUGACCGAUCGCUUUUGACUUCAUAUAUAUAUCAUUUUAGAAUUCAUCUUAAAAUUUUAACUAGACCAUUAUUUUAACCUGUGCAAUAAGUAUCUUAUGCGUGAAAGUGUGUGAAUGGAAUGUGUGCGAUUGUGUUGGUGAAUGAAUGUUGCCUAUAUGUAUCUUCAGGAUUUAUAAAAUGGCCUCUUUUGGAGGAGAUAUAUUUUAUAAAAAAAAGUAAGUUUUAAUAAUACUGUACAAUACAGCUUGCACAAACCAAUAUUAGAGUUGAAAGGUUUGUGCACUGUGAUUGACGUGUGUGUGUGGUAAACACACAAAAUGUACUUUUUAAUCAUGACAAUUGACUGCCGACGAGUCUGGUGAUUUUGACACGACUGCUUGACAAACUUGUAAAUAAAUACAGAUCAACUGAAUUGUUAUUAGCUGAUAACCACUUUUUACACACAACAUAUUUAUAAUUGUCCUGUUUUAAUCUUGUGUUGCUCCAUUUCAUUUUCUUUCUUUCUGCUUCUCUCUUUCUCAUCUCUUGUAUGGUUUCAUUGUUGACUUUAUUUAUUUUGUUUCGAUGCCAAAAAUAAGUGUGCUAAGUUUUCCUGACUUUCUUCUGUUUUUUCUCUUCUGUCAUUCCGUUCUGAUGUGACGUCGAAUAAAUGUCGGCGUAGUGCUGCUUACGGUGCAUGUGUACAGGUAAAUUUCUGAUCAUGCCAUUUUAAGUGAAAUAGUAUAUUUUUAGUAUCCUUGUAUUUUAGCAGUCUUUUAUGUAUAACAUGUACAAUUAACAAAUAAAGUGUAUAAAGUUG